This is a messenger RNA of Psilocybe cubensis, 1086 nucleotides long. RefSeq lists its product as uncharacterized. The transcript has 17 exons. Gene Ontology annotation, molecular function: hydrolase activity, hydrolyzing O-glycosyl compounds; cellulose binding. The coding region runs from base 1 to 1086 and encodes 361 amino acids. Gene Ontology annotation, biological process: carbohydrate metabolic process. NCBI's taxonomy places the organism in Eukaryota, Fungi, Basidiomycota, Agaricomycetes, Agaricales, Agrocybaceae. Gene Ontology annotation, cellular component: extracellular region. The record is from RefSeq and is a predicted model, not a curated record.
AUGUCUAAACUGCUUACCUUUGUGACUGUGGCUAUUAUUGCUGCCCAACAAGCAGCUGCUGUCCCUGUUUGGGGCCAAUGUGACGGUAUUAACUACGGUGGCAGCAAAGUUUGCGAUGCUGGCACAACUUGUGUCUAUAUCAACGAUUGGUAUUCCCAAUGCCAGCCCGGAGGCUCUAACAAUCCCACUACGACCACAAGGGUUGUACCCACCACCACCAGCAGUAGCUCGCAAACUACGCCCACCUCUAACCCGGGAACCGGCCUUCACGGCAAGUUUGUCGCUCGUGGCAAAAAAUUCUGGGGUACUUGCGCGGACUCUGCCUUGUUGAACAAUGCGGCCAACGCUGCUGUUAUCAGAGCUGAGUUUGGACAGCUUACACCAGAAAACUCUAUGAAGUGGGAUUCGAUUGAACCUUCACGUGGAUCAUUCUCCUUCAGCGGUGCAGAUACCCUCGUUAACUGGGCUGUAUCCAAUGGAAAGCUCAUCCGUGGUCACACCCUUGUCUGGCAUUCGCAGCUGCCAAAUUGGGUCGAGCAGAUCAAUGAUAGGAACACCUUGUGGGACGUCGUUAAUGAAAUCCUCAAUGAAGACGGUUCUCUCCGCUCCAGCGUGUUCUCCAGGGUCCUCGGAGAGUCCUUCGUUACCAUUGCUUUCAAUGCUGCGCGUGCCGCGGACAGCACAGCCAAGCUUUUCAUCAACGACUAUAAUCUUGACUCCAACAACGCCAAAACCCAGGGAAUGGUUAGCCUAGUGAGACGCAUCAAUGCGUCUGGCAGAAUCAUUGAUGGCAUUGGCACACAAAUGCAUCUCAGCGCCAAUGGAGCCGGAGGAGCUCAGGCUGCUCUCACUGCCCUUGCAAGCACCGGACUUCCUGUCGAAAUCACUGAGCUCGAUAUUGCUGGCGCCAGCUCCAACGACUACGUGACCGUUCUCAGGGCCUGCUUGAACACAGCUGCUUGCGAGGCCAUCACUUCAUGGGGUGUCAGAGAUACUGACUCUUGGCGCGCCAACACCAACCCGCUCCUCUUUGAUAGCAACUACAGGCCUAAGGCUGCGUACAAUGCGCUCAUUGCUGCUCUGUAA